Molecule: messenger RNA, 4988 nt
Organism: Periophthalmus magnuspinnatus
Lineage: Eukaryota; Metazoa; Chordata; Actinopteri; Gobiiformes; Gobiidae
Product: zinc finger FYVE domain-containing protein 1-like
Exons: 11
Coding region: 809-3196 (795 amino acids)
Molecular function (GO): zinc ion binding
Source: RefSeq, a predicted model, not a curated record
UCUGACCUGGCAACAAAAUAGCGUAGCUACAGAAAUCUGGAAGGGAGGGGGCAGAAGAACAAAACAAUGACACUGCUCGGACGGAUUUAAAAACAGAACACUCUAUUUAAGGUUUAUUGAACAUUUUUGCCCGCUUUUCGCCACCUUUUAUUGUACACGAAGCUGGGAAUAUUCGAGCACUGGACACCGACUCGCUGUUGUUUUUGUUGAUGUAACACAGCUCACUUGACAUUACUGGGGGCUAGCUGCAGCUAACUGCUACACUCGCAUAUUUAUAGCUUGGUAAUAACACUUUUUGGAGAAAAGUGUCUGCAGUUAAUCGAAACCCACUAGGAAUAGGCUAAACAUUUUUUAUCUGAACUUCGUACGAUUUUCCGAAUUGUUGUGUGAGCUGUCCAGGGUCAGUUUGCUAGCUAGCCCGUUGUUAGCAUAUUUGCACAGACUAUGUUUUUUCAGGGUGUGUUACUUGCAGUCGCUGUUUCUUUGUGUCUUAACAAUUUGAAUUAACAUUAACUACUUAUUUUAAGUUAUUGUAUUGUUGAAGCUAAAUUGCUAAUGUUACUGUUGAUAUAGUGUGAGAAUAGGUGUAGCUAAGUAAAACCCAAAUUGAAUAAUUUCUCAUCUGUCUGCCUGUUUACAGAUAUAUGUUUUAUAUAUUUAGUUGUUAAUCAUGCAGCAAUUUUAAGUUAUUGUAGUCGCUUUGCAAACAUUGUAAUUACAUAUGCUUGUGUGUGCAUUCUAAUCCUGUUGCUGCCUCUUUGAGGCAUUGCCUGAUUUUGAGUUUUUCAUUUUUGCCUUGUGAGAAACGAUGAGUAGCCAUGGCUCAUCGUCUGAAAAAGGUGUCAACACUAGUCUGAUAUGUCAGGAGAGUUAUGCUUGUGGUGGCUCUGAAGAGGCUGCUUUUGAAUGUGAUGAAUGCAGGAGCCUGCAGUGUGUGCGUUGUGAACUUGAGCUCCAUAACCAGGAGCGCCUGAAGAACCAUGAACGUGUUCAGAUUGGUCCUGGACACGUCCCAUACUGUGACAACUGUAAAGGUAAAGAGGGCAAUGGGGGCAAUGGGGACAACGGCAAAAGGCAGAGAUCAGUGGUCCGCUGCCAAAACUGCAAAGUCAACCUUUGCCAAGACUGUCAGAAACGUACGCACAGUGGAGGCAAUAAGAAAAAACACCAGCUCACGACAUACCCUCCUCCUCCAAAAAGCCCAGAGCUCAAUAGUGUCCAGGCAUCUCCACAACCGCCUGCUGUACCAACAAACAAACAAACUGAUGAGACAAAGUUUCAGCGGGUAAAACUUUUGGAAAAGGUGUGCAGUUUUCUCCUUGUUGAUGAAAAUGAAGAAAUGCAGAUAAAAGAUGAAAGUUCCUUUAUAAAAAGCCUGAACUGCAACCCAGACCAGCUGAUGAAGGUGGUAUCGAUCUUUGGGAACACCGGUGAGGGCAAAUCCCACACACUCAACCACACGUUCUUCAUGGGCAGGGAGGUGUUCAAAACCUCCCCUGCUCAGGAGUCCUGCACUGUGGGUGUGUGGGCAGCAUUAGACCCAGUUCAUAAAGUAGUGGUGAUUGACACAGAGGGCCUCUUGGGGAACAGCUCCAAACAGGGCCAGAGAACCCGUCUGCUGCUGAAGGUGCUGGCCAUCUCAGACUUGAUCAUUUAUCGGACCCACGCAGACCGUCUCCACGAUGACCUGUUUAAAUUCUUGGGAGACGCCUCUGAGGCUUACCUGAAGCAUUUCGCCAAAGAGCUGAAGGCAACAUCGGCUCGCUGCGGUUUGGAUGUGCCACUGUCAACCCUGGGACCUGCUGUUGUCAUCUUUCACGAGACUGUCCACACUAAAACACUCGGUUCAGACAAGUCAUCUGAGUCCGUGGAUAGACUGCUGUUGGAGCGCUUCAAGAAAGUAUCUCGAUUUCCAGAGGCCUUCAGCUCUGUUCAGUACUGGGGCACGCAGACCCUGAAUCCUCCCACCGACUUUGGUGGCCUGCUAAAUAAACUGGAGCAGCUCCUUGAUAACAAUGCCACUCGUUCACCACGCACCCCAGUUGUCAUCUACAAAGCUCUGCAUGCCCUGAGUGAACGCUUUAAUGGGGAAAUUGCAGAUGAAGUGGUGGCCCACAGCUGUUUUUUCCCUGAUGAGUAUUUCACCUGUUCCAGCUCAUGUCUGAGCUGUGGAUGCGGGUGUAAGAACAGUAUGAACCACCUAGCUGAAGGAUUGAGCCACGAAGCAAAGCACCGCUGUCGCUAUUCUCUUCAGUAUGAUAAUCGCAUUUAUACUUGCAAGGCGUGUUAUGAAGGUGGAAGGGAGGUUGUUGUUGUCCCCAAGACCUCUGCUUCCUCAGACUCUCCAUGGAUGGGACUUGCCAAAUAUGCUUGGUCUGGGUAUGUAAUCGAAUGUCCAAAUUGUGGAGUGGUCUAUCGCAGUCGUCAGUAUUGGUAUGGGAACCAGGACCCUGUGGACACAGUUGUUCGUACAGAGAUUGAGCAUGUAUGGCCAGGAUCAGAGGGUUUUUUAAAGGACAAUAGCUAUGCCGCUCAGCGUUUGCUAGAUGGAGUUAACCUUGUGGCUCAGUCUGUGUCAGAGCUCAGUGUCAAGCCUACCAAGGCUGUCACCUCUUGGCUGACUGAUCAGAUUGCCCCGGCCUACUGGAAACCCAACUCCCUAAUCAUGGUGUGCCAUAAAUGUCAUGAAGUCUUCCAGGACAACGACACCAAGCAUCACUGCCGGGCCUGUGGGGAGGGCUUCUGUGAUGGCUGCUCCUCCAAAGCUGCGCCUGUCCCAGAGAGAGGCUGGGGCCUGGCCCCUGUCAGAGUGUGUGAUGUCUGCUAUGAACAAAGAGCUUCAUAUGCAGAAGUGCCUAAGGUUGAGCUGGAGGAGGAUGAAGGUGGACACCUUGCCAGGAAAGUUGGUGAAGCAGUGACAAACACUUUAGGGGUUGUGGUCACUGCCAUUGACAUCCCACUUGGUCUGGUAAAGGACGCAGCUCGACCUGCCUAUUGGGUGCCUGACCAGGACAUCUUGUCUUGUCACAAUUGCCAGCGAGACUUCACUGCCAAGCUGUCCAAGCACCACUGCCGUGCAUGUGGCCAAGGAGUGUGUGAUGACUGCUCCCCUGAGCGGCGCCCAGUGCCAUCUCGUGGCUGGGAUCAUCCUGUGCGCGUGUGCAUCAGCUGCAACCAGAAACCUGGUGAACUUUAACAAGACAGCCUUCCUUCUUCAGGUCACCAGAGAGAACCACUCACUGUCUCUGCUAUACCUCUAAAACUACGGUUCUGUCUUGUGUCUGUGGCAAGGAAGCAUUAAUCAUAGUGUAAUCAAAUGUAGGACAUUUAGCAGAUUUGGGAUUUAAGACUUUCUGUGGCCUUUUAGAACAGACAUAAUAUGUGCGUUACUUGACUGAGUGUGAAUGGUACAUUUCCACUCUGCAUUUACUGAGAUAAUCUAUAUCCUCUCAAAACAGAUGCCACUUUUGGUGUUUUAAAAAGUCUGUUCUGCUAUUUUCUUCUAUCAGAAAAUGUAAAAAAAAAUACAUAUAUAUAUCAUUUAAACUUCAUUAGUUUUCUUGAAAACCCUGAUGGGUUGGUUUGAAUAGGUUUAGUAAUUAAUGAUAUUGAGUAAUGUUUUCAAAUGUCGUAUUGUAAUGGCAAGGAGAACUUUUAUAUCCAUGCAGAUGUCCCUGCAGGUUUCUUGCAUGCCGUUUUGCAACAUUAUAGUUUUUGCGCUAUGCCUUUUCAGCUGUUAUAGGCUGUUGCUUACCAUGGCCCAAAACCAGAUAUCCUGCUGUUUUAUGUCAUAUGUUGAACUGCACUCACACUACAUCAGAGGCUCAGUGGAUAUCUGGUAUGCCAAAAUCAUUCAGGUCACUGUGCGAUAAUGUUAAUAUUUGAUCAUGUAAUUUGUGGUUGUAUGAAAAUAUAGAACUGCUUAUAGAUGAGUGUACAUUUGAGAUGUUAUUUAUGUAUCAAAGAAAAAAAACAUUUAGGGUUAAUAUCUUAUUAUUUUUAGCAUCUCUGGCAUGCAUGAGCAUUUGACAGAGACUCAGAGGCCUUGUGUUUAUUCAGAGGAACCUCUCUGUAUAUGUCUGUAUCAAGCUGCAUCUUAAUCCAUAUGUUUCAUGUUGUAUAUGUAUUUUCUUUUUUAAUUGUUGUCUUAAUAUUACACAAACCCAGAAUUGUCCUCAAACUGCUUGCAUUUCACCUAAUUACGGGUUUCUAGGAAGAAGACUGGAUAAGGAUUAUUCACAAAGCUAAAUUAGAUAACCUGUUAUAAACAUACAGUAUUGCAUUAUUUUACUUUAGUAGGGUUACACUUUGUAGUGUAGUUGUCUUUCAUCUUUUAUCACCUUGUUGUCAAUCAGAAACAUACAAAGACAGAUGUUUGAAUGUGGCCACAAUAACAUUAACAUAUUAAGAGACUGAAAGCUUUAAUAUUUUUUGGUUCACAAUUAUACAUUUGUUUUGUUGAAUUUUUGAUAUAGUAACAAUAACAGUCUCUCAACAGCUGAGUGUGAGAGGUCCAUUGCUAUUUUGUCACUGUAGUAAUUUUUGAUCACUUUAAGCUUUAUAGGUAAAGGUCCUCUUGGCCCUGAAAACGUCUGGUGUCUGCCUAAAAAAUAACUGAAAAAUCUGUUCCCAAUGUUAAUAUUGCACAGUACAAAAAAAAAUGUCAGAUUUUUGGAGCCGCUGUUCAUUCCCAUGCAAAAUCUGACAUUUGUUUCGUCUGAAAGUUGGAAGCAUUGCAUAAGAUUAAAGAUGUAUCAGACCCAUCUGUUGGAGCAUAAGCCGACGUCGCCUCCAUGUCUUUGCUGUGUAUUUCUGUGUAGAUCUUUGUGUGAAACCACUCAUUGUAUGAGGAAGAAAACACUUGUGUGCAUGCCAUUCCUAUACAGCACAGCAGCUCCAGAUCAAGUGAGGGAAAAUAUUUGCUUGGUGCUUAUUGAUUAUGAUAAAUGAUUCAUAAUUAUUUUAAUAAAUAAUUAAGCACAAGCUUC